Molecule: messenger RNA, 2142 nt
Organism: Phodopus roborovskii (desert hamster)
Lineage: Eukaryota; Metazoa; Chordata; Mammalia; Rodentia; Cricetidae
Gene: Slc35e4
Product: solute carrier family 35 member E4
Cellular component (GO): Golgi apparatus
Molecular function (GO): antiporter activity
Source: RefSeq, a predicted model, not a curated record
GAGCGGAGCGGCGAGAGCGCGCUGGGCCGGACUAGAGCCCCGCGCUCGACGCUUCCAGAUUCACCGCCGGAGCGGAGCCGCAGCCAGAGCAGCCGAGCAGCAGCAGCCAGGCCGAGCUCGCAGAUCCGCACCUGUCCACCUCUAUUCCCCGCGCUGUCGGAGGCGAAGGGGACUGGGAGAGAGACAGCUGCAACCUUCGCUCCCACGCUCGGAACGCUAUCACCCCUGCCCUGUCUGCUCACGGCCUGAGCACCAAAUACGCAGGAGGUCUGGAUUAGUGUCCCCACCCUGACGGUCUGGGGACCAAAGAGGAAAAAAGCCAAGAGGAUUCCGUGUAAAAGCAUGGCGUGAGCAUGGGGCGUGGAGGAGAGUGAAGAUUUCCCCUGGAGGUACCAGGGUUUACGAGGCCUGGGUGAGUACCAGGCAGUCCAGCAUCCCAGCAGCCACGACCUCCCUUCUUCCCUGAGGAAGCUAGAAUAAUCGGGUGGCUCGGGUGUAGCACUUAAAGCGGUGCCCUCUCUUGUCUGAGGAAUCAGGAUCUGACCCAGCAAAUCCGUGGAAAGCCUGCCUUCUGCCCCGGUCUUUCUGGUGCGGAUGUGCCGCUGCCCACUGGAGCGCCAUGAAGGCAGGAUGACCUCAGCCGAAGCAGCGGCUGUGGCUGGAAGUGCCCAGGAGCAUGGCCGCCUCAAGUGGCCUCCUGACAACUCUCAGGUCCUUGGGCAGCCUGCUCGAGCCAGAGUGGUUGUGGCAGCCCUGGUGUGGCUGUUGGCAGGAGCCAGCAUGUCAAGCCUCAACAAGUGGAUCUUCACAGUGCAUGGCUUCGGAAGGCCCCUAUUACUCUCAGCACUACACAUGCUGGCAGCUGUGGCAUGCCACUGGGGGGCCCGGCGGCACAUGCCCCGCAGCAUCCAAGGCAGAGUGCUCCUGCUCAGCCUCACCUUUGGCACCUCCAUGGCCUGCGGCAGCGUGGGCCUGAGCACUGUACCCUUGGACCUAGCACAACUGGCCACCACCACCACGCCAUUGUUCACACUGGCCUUGUCUGCACUGCUGCUUGGACGAAGACAUCAUCCGCUGCAGUUUGCUGCCAUGGGCCCACUCUGCCUGGGAGCUGCAUGCAGCCUUGCUGGAGAGCUCCGGGCACCCUCAGCUGGCUGUGGCUUCUUGAUAGUAGCCACCUGUCUCCGAGGCUUCAAGUCCGUUCAACAGAGUGCUCUGCUGCAGGAAGAGAGGCUGGAUGCGGUGACUCUGCUCUAUGCCACCUCUCUGCCCAGCUUCUGCCUGCUGGCAGGCGCUGCGCUGGUGAUGGAGGCUGGAGCAGCCCCACCCCUGGCUCCCACCGACUCUCGCCUCUGGGCCUGUGUGCUGCUCAGCUGCUGCUUGUCUGUGGUCUACAACCUGGCCAGCUUUUCCUUGCUGGCCCUCACAUCCGCCCUCACCGUCCACGUACUGGGCAACCUCACAGUGGUGGGCAAUCUCGUCCUGUCCAGGCUCCUGUUUGGCAGCCACCUCAGCGCUCUCAGCUAUGUGGGCAUCGCUCUUACCCUUUCAGGAAUGUUUCUUUACCACAACUGCGAGUUUGUGGCCUCCUGGGCUACCCGUCGGGGGCUGUGGCACAGGGACCAGCCUGGCAAAGGUCUUUGAGAGCUGGUGGAGGGCAUGAGCCAUACCUGGACAGCCCUAGCCUGAAUCUAACCAUGGACAGUGGCCAUGAGGAAAGUGGAGAGGUGCUAUGUCCGCCAGGCCAGGGAAAGGAAAGGAGGUGGCUUCUGGAAGGGCUGUCUGAGAGGCCAGGGACCUUCAGAGAGACCCAUCCCGUCCGUCCCUGCUGGCCUCACCUGUUACAGCAAGGCCUGCCACUGGAUGGUGGGUCCAAGUCUGGCAUGUGUGCCUGUCAAAUGGUUCAUUAUGGUUAAUGUCAAGGGCAACAGUGAGAAUUGCUGGGCAAACUUAGAAAAUCUCAGUGUGUUAGGAUGAAGAUGAUGCUCAGCGGCUGCGCAAUCUUUCCCCCAGUUGGGGGAGGCCGUGAGGAGCACCAGAGGGUAGUCUGUGCCAGCUUCAGGCAGCUACUUCGGCCUCGCUCCGGUGCCGCCUCCCCUGGGUUUGGAUCUUCCAUCCUUAAAUAAACUAUUUUUGCUUGGA